Messenger RNA from Sycon ciliatum, 2731 nucleotides. Its product is annotated as protein LSM14 homolog A-B-like. NCBI's taxonomy places the organism in Eukaryota, Metazoa, Porifera, Calcarea, Leucosolenida, Sycettidae. Gene Ontology annotation, biological process: P-body assembly; cytoplasmic stress granule assembly. The transcript is spliced from 5 exons. The record is from RefSeq and is a predicted model, not a curated record. Gene Ontology annotation, cellular component: P-body. Bases 127 to 1455 code for a protein of 442 amino acids. Gene Ontology annotation, molecular function: mRNA binding.
UCGUAUCUUUUUUGGAAAGCGUAGUUGUGGUUGUAGACUUGACUUUGUUCUUGUGUGCUGUCUUCUUCCUUUCCGAUGAGAAUAGUGAGCAGCUUGUAGUAGUUAAUUACUUUCCUACCUUCCAAAAUGAGUCAAGGUGCAGGAACUGACUAUAUCGGAAGUAGGAUAAGCCUAAUUUCUAAAGCCGAUAUUCGCUACGAAGGUUUUUUGUAUUCAGUUGAUCCAAAGGAGUCAACUGUUGCAUUAUCGCAAGUUAAAUUAUAUGGCACUGAAAACCGUCCAGUAGCGCACCACAUCCCGCCCAAGGAUGAGGAAUAUGACUACAUUAUAUUUCGAGGCGCUGAUAUCAAGGACUUGCAAAUUGUUCAGGCCCCUACUAAACCAGCCAGCUCUUUGCCACCGGACCCCGCUAUAGUUUCGCAAGCGCCGCCGAAACCCGUGAGUCAGGGAGCUGGUUACUCUCCAUUCGGACAAAGUGCCCCUCCGCCUAGUGUUGGCGUAACAUUUGGUAACUUUGGUCCAGUGCCGCCUGCUGGUUCGAAUCAGCCCCGCCCCGCUGCACCUGCUGCUGUCGGUAGUGGUUCUGCGUCUGGCCCCGGAGUAAUAGGUCAGCGCAGACCAGCUACCAGAGCAGCUGCUGCUCCGCCGGGUAUGGCAGCACCUCCGCCGACCACUUCCAUGCCGCCAUCCAAUAUGGGUGCUGAGGCAGCACAUUAUACGCAGCCCGCUGAUCAUGAACAGCGACAGCCGCAGGCACAUGGCCAGGCGGCUCAGCCCGCGCCUUCUGCUGCACAAGGUGGCCCUAAGGUGCAGACGGCGACGAUUUCUGCUGCUGGCGCCAAGCAAUCGGCUCCUGCUGGUCACCAUCAUCAUCACCAGCAGCAGCAGCAACAGCAACAAGCACGCAGUGACCGUGGUGCUCCGCGGAACCGAGGAGGUAACUAUUCUGGCUAUCGUCGAAAUGAUGGAGACAACAACCAGGGUUAUGAGCAGCGUGGACGAGGUGGUGGUGGUGGUACGUAUCGAGGUGGUCGUGGUGGACGCGGUGGCGGCGGAUAUCGUGGUGGUUACCAGAGCAAGCCACAGGAGAAAUAUGAGGACGACUUUGAUUUCGCAACCUCCAACGCACGCUUCAGUAAGGAUGAUCUGGAGGAUGAAAUCACGCAAAAACUGGAUGAUGCAACGCUGAAUGAAAAGGAGAAGCAGGCUGCCGCUAAUGCUGCAUCAGAUUCAGUUGUGUAUUACGACAAGGACUCCUUCUUUGACAGUAUCAGCACUGGAGAUAUGGGCGGUGGCAGUAGGCCAUCUCGUGAGGAGUGGCAAAAGGAGCGCUCUAUGAACAUUGAGACGUUCGGUGUUGGCAGUGUCCGACGGGGCCGAGGUCGUGGACGGGGUAGAGGCCGAGGAGGCAGGGGACGCGGUCGAGGAAAUUACCAGAGGGCGCAAGAUGUGUAGAUGCACGGAUUGUUGACAAGCUACCAGAUGCUGACUUAUGGCACCUUGGACUUUCUGCUGUCACCACACUGAGCUUCUGAAUUCCUGUCUUUGAGGUGAAUUUAUUACGCGCACAUUUUUGAAUAAGACUGGGCACGUAGAGUUCUUCCUUUGGUUAAUUGAGUCCACUGAUGUGAUUGAGUGAGUGGUGAGCCUGUCACUUUUUUCAUUCAGGUAGCAGUAUUCAUUUUUAGUUGUAUAGACAGUGUGCUUCCGAAUAACAUUAUAGCUCUGUAUGGGACAUGUGAGAAUGUGAUGAGUGUGAUUGCGUUUGUGUGCUUCCCUUGCCUCUUUCUUUUUAUUCAUGCAUGCUUGUUGCUUCAUACUUGCUGGCUACCUACAAACAUGGCUUAUCUGUCUCAUACAUACUAACACAGCGAAUGCUGCCCACAUCGUCAUCGCCUUAACGGUCAUACUGUACCUCAUUUCCAGAAAAAAACGCUCAUUCUAACGUCACUGUACAUAUGUAUGCACUAACACAAGGUGGCAUGUGCCACCAUUACAUGCCACCAUUUCCUCCCAAUGGAGUGAGUCCAGCGCUGCUGGUCUAACAUCAUUCUCUUUUCGUUCUUUUUUCUUCUUCAAAUGUUGUUACUUCCAGCCUUUUCUUGGCUGUGUUUUUGUCAUUAGCUGUUCUUUCUCUUUGCCUGCAUUGUUGUCGUCUGGAUCCUUUAGAAAUUGCGAGCGCAUGUUCUGCCUGCCAUGCUAUGGCCACUUGUGUCUUGAUUGCUUUCUUCUAGUAUUUUUUAGUUUUUUUUCUGCUGAUAUCCUGCUGGGGCUUGUGCCACUACGUUUACAAAUUGUACUUUGAGUAUUGUGUACAUUAGGACUUUCAAGACGUUUGUUUUCUCAACACAUGUUGUUCCUGUUUAUCCAUGUUUUUCGUUUGUUUUGUUUUUCCGUUCAACAUCUAUGCGGUAGCGUCUGUCUUCUCAGCGCAGUAGAAUCAAAUGUGAUCGUCUUUGCACUGAAGAAUAUGCUUGCUGCAUUGUACUGUAGUGAUAUCCCUGUACGGUUUGUGCAAGGUUACAAACCAGUACGGCACUUGCAAUAGUGACUUGCUCGUGCAGGUGCAGGAUGAUACAAGCAAGACAAAGUUCACGUAGCACCACACUGCACGGUGUUUGUUCACAUCUGCACAUUCUUACUUAGUCUUAGUGCAUACUGGUGUACACAGAUUAUUUCACAUUUCUAGUUUUGUCACCUCUGUUUCGCAAUCUUAUUGAUUUACCAGGGA